GGUACCAGCGAGAGGAGGGAGGCGGCGCGCGUGGAGAUGCCUCGCGGCGGCGGCCGCCCUCGCAGUCAUAAGAGGAAAAGGAAUUGGUGUAUGGAGUAUCCAUCCUUUCCAGAAGAGAAGCCACUACAGUGCAGAACAGGUCUCAGGACAGUGGGAGCAGUUGCCUCCCUCUCUGAAGCAUGGCUUAAGUGUGGAGAAGGAUUUCAGGACACUCCUAGGACUCUGACACCAACAACUGAAAAGGUGACUCUUUCAGAAAAGGACCUUGAAUUAGUUCCAAAACCAAAGAAAGAAAUUACCACAUCUAAGAAUACCAAUGAGCUGACAGAUAUAACAUGGAGUUCCAGUGGAAGUGAUCUGUCAGAUGAAGACAAAACACUUCCUAAAUCACAGAGAGCUAAUGAACAUGGCUCUAUAAUAAAUAAGUUCCAUAACAGGAAUAUUUUAUGUCCAGAAGAUGGGGCCAGUGAAGAUGAAUUACAGUUUAUUGACUGGGAGAUCGACAGUGACAGGGAAGAUGCUAGUGAAUAUAAUGAAUGGGAAGAUGGUAAGGGUGCUGUAGAAAUCUCAGAUUGUGCCUCUUGUGCAAGUAGUCAUUCUUUGACAAGUGAUGAGAGACUAUCUGAGCUUCCUAAGCCAAUUUCUGCAGAAAUUUUGGAGUAUUCAUCAGAUAGCAACAAAGAAGAUGACUCAGAAAAUGUCCUAUUCAUUGAUUCAGAAUCCCCUCACAAAUACCACAUGGAAUAUGGUUCUGAUGCAAGACAGGUUAUGGACAGCCAGUUCAACACAAGAGUGAAAUCAACAGAGAGUGUCUUGUGUAUACCCCAGAAGCAUAUAGCUAAGUUUCCCAGGACUCCAGAAAACUCAUCAAAGAAGAAGAAACUUUUAAGAGGCGGUCUAGCAGAAAGACUAACCGGAUUGCAGAACCGAGAGAGAUCUGCCAUUUCUUUGUGGAGACAUGAUUGUGUUUCUUACCAAAAGACAGUUUCAGGUAGAAAAUCUGGUGUAUUAACUGUGAAAAUUCUAGAGCUACACGAGGAAUGCACCAUGCAGGUUGCCAUGUGUGAACAGUUAGUGGGGUCGACAGCUGCUCUCCCUUCCAGGGAUGUGGCUGCUGAGCCUGGAGCCAGCCUGAAAGUUCUCUUUACUCGGGAGACUUCAUGUUACCUCAAGGGAUGUCCCCAGGAUGUUAUCCACAUCUUUCCUCCUUGGCAAAAACUUAUUAUCCCAAAUGGAAGUUGCCCUGUUAUUCUGAAUACUUAUUUCUGUCAGAAAGUUGUUGCCAAAGAAGAUGCAGAAACAACUCACAAACUAUACUGUCAUGACAUACUCCUUCCAAGAAGAAACAUCACUUUGGCCCAGAUGUUUAAAAUUAAGGAUCUAUCCAAUAAUUCACCUGAAAGUCAGGUUGUGUAUAGUGACCUGGCCACCACAGGCACAGAAUGCACCAACAGGCACGAAAAGGCAAAGCAGCACUUCAUAGCUGAAUCCCCCCUUAGGGAUUCUCUUCUGGACGUGGUAGAAAGCCAAGGAGCUGCCCCAUGGUCAGGAGUGGGGGUCCAAGUAGUGGUGCAGCGAGUUUACUCACUACCUGGCAGAGAUGGCACCGGAAGCCAGCAGGAUACUAGCUCAGGGCAUGCUGAUCUACCUGGGCCCCGAGUCUGCCUUCUGGUGCAAGAUGCCUAUGGGAUGUUUGGUGAAGUGUACUUAGAAGGUGCCAUGCUGAAGGGCAGACAGUUGGAAGGGAAGUCCUGCAGGCUGGCAGGAAUGAAGGUUCUACAGAAAGCCACCAGAGGAAGGACACCAGGGCUCUUCAGUUUGAUUGAUACCAUAUGGCCCCCAGCAAUACCCCUAAAAGCACCCGGCCAUAGCCAGCCCUGUGAAGAGGUCAAAAGUCACCUGCCUUCGCCUUCCUUCUGUUACGUCCUCUCAGUUCAUCCCAAUCUCGGUCAGAUUGAUAUGAUUGAAGGAGACUCCAUAUCUAAGCUUCACCAGCCUCCAAUUCUCCAUUGCCUAAGAGAUAUUCUCCAGACUGACAAUCUGGGUGCCCGCUGCAGUUUCUAUGCCAGAGUGAUUUAUCAAAGACCACAGCUGAAGAGUCUGCUUCUUUUGGCACAAAAGGAGAUUUGGCUGUUGGUGACUGACAUCACCCUGCAAAUGAAGGAUGGGAAUGACCACCACCUCCCCAAAAUCCUGCCAGUUUGUGUGACCCCCUCAUGUGUCCUGGGUCCAGAAAUCCUAGAAGCACUCUCCACGGCUGCACCUCAUAGCAUCCUCUUCAGGGAUGCUCUCCGAGAUCAGGGUCAGAUUGUCUGUGUUGAACGGACUGUCCUGUUGCUUCAAAAACCCUUUUGGGGUAUGGCCUCUGGCGCUGGCUCCUGUGAGCUGAAUGGCCCAGUGAUACUGGAUGAACUAGACUCCCUCACACCGGUUAAUUCUAUUUGCAGCGUGCAAGGCACUGUGGUUGGUGUGGAUGAGAACACCGCUUUCUCAUGGCCUACAUGUGACCGGUGUGGCAAUGGGAGAUUGGAACAGAGGCCAGAAGAUGGAGGCACCUUUUUCUGUGGAGACUGUUGUGAGUUGGUCACAUCUCCUGUUCUCAAGAGGCACCUGCAAGUCUUCCUGGACUGCCCCUCAAGGCCCCAGUGCAGCGUGAAGGUUAAGCUGUUGCAGGGCAGUAUUUCUUCACUGCUGAGGUUUGCUGCCUGUGAGGAUGGGACUUAUGAAGUAAAGAGUGUCCUCGGAAAGGAGGUGGGGCUGUUAAGUUGUUUUGUCCAGUCCAUAACCACCCACCCAACUAACUUCAUUGGAUUGGAGGAAAUUGAGCUUCUGAGUACAGGAGGAAACUCUGCUGAAGGCCAGCAGUUGCCACUGGAUUUGUGAACUUUGCAAUGUGGCUGCAAGGGUGGGGGUGGGGACUGAGUUUUGUAGUUAUUUGUUAACUAUGGACAGAGUGAAUUAUUUUAUGAUCUUAAAAUGAAACACGAUUUUUCUGGGACAAAUGUAAGAUGGUUUUGUAAACUAUAAAAGAUCUUUUCUAUGGCUUUUUUAUUAUCUUUCCACAAAUUUAGGAAUGUUUCUAGAGCUUUAAUAAACCUGAGACCUUCAUUUUGUAUAUAUGUUAGGCAAUAAUAUUGGACAUAAAUAUUUUGUACAAUUAUAGCUUAAUAGUAUUCAAAAUUUUAUGAUUUGUCAUCUUUUCCUUGUAUGUUUUCAUUUCCCCAAAGAAAAAUACCUUGUGAAGCUUAAAAUUUUGUCCCACAUUGUGAUAUUACUGUUCUGAUACAAUAAAUGUCCAAUCUAAGCAUUUUGCAGUUCAGUGUUUUUUGGGGAAAAGUCCUGGGAAACUAUGUCAGAGGUUAAAAUGUUAUCCAUGAACUAUAAAUAAGUUAUAUAUAUUGAUAAAGUUGUAUACUGAGUAGAGAUAUGAGAAGCUCACUCCACCACAUGACCUGUUGGAUUAAGCUGGGUAAUUGCACUGUGACAGGAGCAAAGAUCACGCAGAUUUAGAGCAGUCGCUUAUCAUCAUUCACUUUGUUAGCACAGAUUUAAUACACAUAAAGCCAUGAAUUAUCUUUGGAUGCUAAAGAUUUUGUUUUCUUCCUCAACAUGACGACAAACCAUGGUUAAUUAAUUACAUAAUAUACACUUAACUUGCCCAGUUCUUAGACAAGAAAAGGUGCCAAAUAACCAGUUUUCUUAGGAAAAAAAGCAGAUGGCUUUGUUUGGAUUAAGCCUUGAAACAUUACAAUUGCUAACAAAAUAGCCAGUUUAAAAUAACUUGAGGACUGCCUUUGUAUCUACUGCAAGACUAUUUCGUCCUUAUACACACUUUGAAAGUCUACACUCCUCUGUGGUCCUGAAGACUCGGGAAAGUGAAAGCAAAGUCCCAGGAAAGCCGAAGAGGAACCAAACAAAUUUCCGGAUCACUUAAGGCCUCCUCUAUCCCUCAUCCGCAAUCUAGAGUUAGUGAUGUUAUCAGCGGGGCCCCCAAAUCAGCCAGCCCCAACCCAGGUCUAGGUGCUUUGGGGAGAGCAUCUUCCAUUGGAGAGCUGCUAGCCUUGGGCGCGCUUAGUCAUGCCAGACGUAUUUUAGGCAAGCUAAAGAAAACGUGUGGAAGUAGUCUCUGGCAUGUUCGAAAAGCAAGCUGACCCUCUUGUCUAAGAAGCUCCAUCCCCCAAGAGAAAAACACACCUGGUCCCAAGGCCCUCAGGUGCUCACCUCAGGCUAGAUCUGGCACGCCCCGUUUAGGGUCCUGGCGCACGGGUGUGCUGUAGUCAUUGCGAAUAUAUGAAGCAGGGGCGAUUUUAAAUGCUUCUUUAUUCUUACAAAUGUUGUAAAAAUUAAUAUAAAAAGUGAUCAUGCUCAGUCUUUUCCUCUUAUCUACAAUACAAAGGUUUUGUUUGAAAGGGUUUUUGUUUUUUUACAAAUGUACCUUAGCUGCUUCAAUAAGAGUAA
Molecule: messenger RNA, 4458 nt
Organism: Urocitellus parryii (Arctic ground squirrel)
Lineage: Eukaryota; Metazoa; Chordata; Mammalia; Rodentia; Sciuridae
Gene: Spidr
Product: scaffold protein involved in DNA repair
Biological process (GO): double-strand break repair via homologous recombination; regulation of establishment of protein localization to chromosome
Cellular component (GO): nucleoplasm; nuclear chromosome
Source: RefSeq, a predicted model, not a curated record